Molecule: messenger RNA, 951 nt
Organism: Papaver somniferum (opium poppy)
Lineage: Eukaryota; Viridiplantae; Streptophyta; Magnoliopsida; Ranunculales; Papaveraceae
Product: mini zinc finger protein 1-like
Exons: 1
Coding region: 206-496 (96 amino acids)
Biological process (GO): regulation of developmental process; regulation of DNA-templated transcription
Cellular component (GO): nucleus
Molecular function (GO): DNA-binding transcription factor activity; transcription cis-regulatory region binding
Source: RefSeq, a predicted model, not a curated record
GAGGGAAGUUGAGGAAAUUGAAAGCUCCUUUCGUUUGGUUUUUAUAUUACUUUAUGUUGUUUGGUUUCAAACUCCUCUCCAGUAGCUUAUUCCAUAACCCAAUUCUCCAAUUGGCAUCUCAAAUUCAAUAGAAACUUCUCUUAUUCUUGUUGUUUAAAGAGAAAUAGAAGAACCCAAUCGACUUCAACUGUUAGAAUAAAGAAUUAUGAGACCUCAAAAAGAAACCAACACAGUUUCAAACGGUUCUGUCAGGAGGAGUGAUCACCAUGAGAAUAAUGGUAUUGUUAAAUACAGGGAGUGUAGAAAGAAUCACGCGGCAAAUAUCGGUGGAUAUGCCGUUGAUGGUUGUAGAGAAUUCAUGGCUUCAGGAGAAGAAGGAACAAGUGCUUCUCUCAAGUGUGCUGCUUGUAAUUGUCAUAGGAAUUUUCAUAGAAGGGAAGAAUUGAUAAAUGAAAGUUAUUAUGAUUGUUCCUCGAACUCAUCGACUAGGAAAUGAUUAUGAAAUAUCCAAAACUAAAUGGUAUUUGUAACUCAUCAUCUCUGUUUUCAUCAACGAUUUAGCUGUGAAUUUUGAUGAUUUAUAUAUGGUGCUAAUAAUUAUACAUGGAGUUUCAAAAUCUUAUGUGGGUCGGCGUGUGUUUUUGUUCUUUGAUCUUGAUUAGGACUGAGGAAGAAUUUAAUUUCUUUGAUUUUGAAAGGAUCUUUAGUAAAGUUGAUUGAUCUUAUUAAGCAUGAAACAUGUAUAAUCUAUACCAGCAUAAUACAGUAUUUGGUUGAGAAUAAUCAAAACCUUUUUUUUUCCAUCUUUGCCAUGUUAUGAUCAUAUGGCCCAAAAGAUAUUGUAUUUGUCGUUCGUGAUAUGCUUAAUUUAUUUUUAGAGUCUGUGCUAUGUUUUUACAAUCCGUUUGCAAGCAAAAAAUACAAGGUUUAAUAACAUUAUUAUUUGGUUUA